This is a messenger RNA of Chenopodium quinoa (quinoa), 2054 nucleotides long. RefSeq lists its product as uncharacterized. The transcript is spliced from 2 exons. Bases 540 to 860 code for a protein of 106 amino acids. The record is from RefSeq and is a predicted model, not a curated record. NCBI's taxonomy places the organism in Eukaryota, Viridiplantae, Streptophyta, Magnoliopsida, Caryophyllales, Amaranthaceae.
UUUUCCCCCUCUUAUUUGCUUUCCUUUAAUUCGUUUUUCGUUGUUCAUAUCAUAUAUCCCUUGAUUCAUAGAGUCCAAAACUCAAAUUUCCACGAACAUUUUGAUUUCUCAUCUUCAAUCCCACUUACUUUUCUCUAUCUAUUUCCUUACCAAUAAUUCUUUCCAUCAUAAUUACAAAUUUACACUUGCUUCUUAAAAACUUGAAAUCAAGGUACUUCGUAUAAUAAGAUAACAAAAGAACGACGAAUGAAACAUUUUUCCUAUUGGGCUAAUAAGCAUAAAACAUACAGUAAAUCGAAGGCCCACCUAAAACACCAAACUUCUGAAUUCUCCUUCUCUUUCUCUUUCCUGUUUGGGUCUUCUCUUCUGCUUUCUUCACACUUUGCGCAUCUUCUUCUCCGGCGAUCCCAAAACCUCCAUUAACGGACCUUCUUCUUCUCUGAAACUCCCAUCUUCAACAACCCUAAAUAAUUCCCUUACGAUUUCUCAUUCUCUCUCCUCUUCGAUUCAUCUUUGAGGAGGAUUGAGAAAUUUGAGGGAUGAUUACGAGGCAUAAUCUUGCGGAGCAGCUCAGAGAGUACCAGGUUCGAUCCAAACAUGAUUGGGCCUCUGCUUCUUUCUUCUCUUCCACUUCCAAUUUCACUUCUAGCAGGGUGGAUAUAGUGAUCUUCGUUAUUUGGGAGCUCGUCAUUCUUGCAUUCCUGGUUUUCUCAGGAGUCUCACUUUAUUUCAGACAUGUGCAACUUGCGUUUGUUUUUUUAUGUGUCACAUUGUUGCUACUUCUGUGCAUGAAAGUCACAAAGCAAAUACGUUUGGCACGUAAGAAGAAACGAAGGAUGCUUCUACCAUUAUCAAUGUAACGUCCUUUAGGAAUAUUCUGCCUGUAAAAAUGUGAGAUUUUACCAUUUUUAAUUGUUCAAUUUUGCCCUUUUAUAUUUUUUUUGAUUGGCAUCGGAGUUCAUUAAAAGCAGAAAAAGUAGAUGGUAGUUGUGUGAUUUGUCUCAAUGUGAUGACCGCCAAGAUAUCUCAAGCCUGAUAUAUGAUGCAAUGUGUCACAGUAGAACUCCUUCUAACCUAGAGGGAUGUUCGCACUGUGCUGCAGUCUAGUAUCGUUGCAUUGAAUCUGGACAGUCGGUAUUGAGGCAUUUAUACACAUUAUGGGUGGCUACUAUGGUCCAUGAACUUUGCAUACAAAGGGCUGUAAGAUUGUGGAACUUUCAGACAUCACUGCACGUUACAUAAGCCACGGGCAAGUUAUUCUGGUGUGUUAAAAUUUACAAUGCUUAGUUAUUGCUGGUUAUGCCAAGCUGUUUCUGCUGCUAAAUUGAGGACAUCUUACUAUCGCUUAUCCGGCUUGAAGAAGUGGACUGGCAUCCCUUUGAUCACUAUACUCCAUAUGGCUCCGGCCACUAUCAGAAUGCUUAGAAGUAUCCCAAAACAUCCUAGCCCCCAGUUAAGGUACCACAUAAAGCCAAACUCUCGGGGUUUCUUGAUCUUUAUCCACAUGAAACAGGGAUAUGCUAGGGUGAGAGGCAGAGCUAGGCCUCCUAAAAGACCUGCCAAACUCGGCAAGAAUGGUAUUGUAAAUGCUAUGAAGACUGUUAAGCAUCCAAAGAAGGCCCUGAUUCCUGAUCUCAACCAACGAGGGCAUGGCUUCUUCUUGCUGCUUGUGAACCGGAACUCCAAGUUGUCAAACACCGGCAUUGCAUAUAUCUGGAACGAGCUGAGACAAUGAAUCACGAUAAGCAGGCUUGUGAGACACAGUAGAAACUUGGAAGUGUCGUGCCCAUGGUAUUCAUACAUGACUUUUAUUAGCCCUUCAUUUGUAGGUAUAAUCUAUAGCAAUAGAAAACCAAAUUAGCAAAAAGGGAAAGUUGACUUCAAGCAGGUUCUUGUAUUGGCAGAGUGAAAUUUCAUCUGGUUCCAAGUGAAGAUCAUUUAAUAUUCUUACCGAGUUAAAUUUGUAAACAAAAAUUCCAAGGUGUAAAAAGCAAUUUAGAAACGUGUCAUUUUCUCUGUGUUUAUGAAAAUACAAAAAUGAGUCCUUUGAAAGA